Messenger RNA from Anguilla anguilla (European eel), 3510 nucleotides. RefSeq names its product interferon-induced protein 44-like. The transcript is spliced from 9 exons. The coding region runs from base 204 to 1262 and encodes 352 amino acids. The record is from RefSeq and is a predicted model, not a curated record. NCBI's taxonomy places the organism in Eukaryota, Metazoa, Chordata, Actinopteri, Anguilliformes, Anguillidae.
CGUUUCUCACAGCGCGUUUCUCUCUAUUUUUUACAGUCUCUGGUUUCUCUCAGUACUCAGUUCCCAUCAGCGCGUACACUGUGGUGGUUGGAAAAAUGUUGGAAAGUUAUAUUUGGAAUGGCAGAAUCAACAGAUGUGGCUAUGAAAAAUAAGCGCUUCAAAAUACGUUUGCUGAUUACGUAGUCCCAUCAACGCCGCCAAGAAUGGAAGAGCAAGUCCUCCCUGUCAUCGAAGAAGCCACAGAUGAGGUGAAAAAGGGAUUUUACCUGCCAGUCUUCACAAGCCAGCAUUUACGCGCCAAGCCAAAAAAAGUAAAGAGUAUCUUCAAAAAAUCAACAAUACCAUCACCAGAGGAAUCAGUCCUCAGUGUCAGCAAAGGAAAAAUGGAUGAGAAAUAUAAGGUUGAGUGGGGAUUGUUGGAGUCUCCAUGGAGGGAGGUGGACUUUUCAGUGGACAACAGGGAGGCACUGGUUGAUUCUGUCACCUCCUACAAGCCCAGCUGUGAUUCUGUAUCUGAGGCCCGGGUUCUGCUGCUAGGCCCGGUUGGGGCGGGAAAGUCCAGCUUCAUCAGCUCUGUUCAUUCUGUCUUCACUGGGAGGGUCACCAACUGGGCCAUGGUUGGAACUUCUUCCACAAGCUUAACGCAAAAGUUCCAAUCCUUUCCUAUUCGGAGACGUGGAGAGAGUGGUGAUCAGCGAACUGCCGUAGUUCUGUGUGACGCCAUGGGUCUGGGAACGGGAGACAUGACUGGCCUGACCCUCCAUGAUGUUCUGGCUGUAAUCAAGGGCCACGCACCUGAGGGACACAAGUUCAGCUCUGAUCAGGCCUUGAGGGCAGAGACAGUGGGCUAUGUGAAGAAGCCGUCUGCCAGAGAGAAGAUGCACUGUGUGGCCUUUGUGGUAGAUGCCACAAAAAUCGACUCCUAUGGCAAAGGCAUGGGCUUCACCUUCCAGCAGCUCAAACAACAUAUCAGUGACCUGGGUGUGCACCAGGUUGCAUUGCUGACGCAUGUGGACCAAAUCUGCCCAGAAACAGCUCGUGACAUCACCAAGGUGUACAGAAGCCGGCUAGUGCAGCACGCGAUGGAAAAGGCUGCAGCUCUGUUGGGCAUGUCCAUGUCCUACAUCGUCCCAGUGAAGAACUACUCCUGUGAGCUGGAUGUGGAUGAGCACACAAACACCCUGCUGCUCUGUGCAGUCCAGCACAUUCUGCAGUAUGUGGAGCUGUACUUCCAGGACCUUACAGAGCCCAGAGUUGUGUGACACACCUUUGCAUUGAAUUCUCAGAUGCCUUAUGUAGAAUAGAAUUUUUGUUGUUGUUAUUGUUUUAAAUUUAUGAAAUAUAAAACAUUGAGUUUUAUAUUCCUCUACAGCAUGUGCAGGAAUCUCUGCACAGCGAUAUAUGUGUGUGUGUGUGUGUGUGUGUGUGUGUGUGUAAUGAGUGUUGUGAAAAAGUAUUUGUGCCCUUCCUGAUUUCUUCUGUUAUUACAUAUUUGUCACACUGAAUUGUUUCAGAUCUUUGGUCAAAAUGUAAUAUUAGACAAAGGGAACCUAAGUGAACUUGCCAGACACUCUGGGGAUCCAUCACAUUGGUCAGCAUUUAGACAACAACUUAGAAAUAAAUGCACAUCAUCUGUGAGAAAUGCCAAAUCUGAUUAUUAUUUAGACUUAAUUACUAGCUCCUAUUCAAACCCAAAAUUUUGGAAAGCAGUAAACUCAAACAAAAACAAAACCACUAAUUCCCUAUCUACACAUAUUAAAUGUGGUGACUGUUUGAUUUCUGAACAGAAAGAGGUUUGCCUAGCUUUCAAUAACCACUUUGCUGAUGCUGGGCAUUUAUUUGAAAAGGAAUACACAGGGCCCCCUCUUAUUAAUAAUGAUUGUGUAUGCACCAUGAACCACAUUUCUCAGUUUACCUUUCAGCCCUUCUAUCCUAGUGAUGGAUUUGAAGCAUUGUAAGCUGUUGAUCCCAGGAGUUCAACUGGAGAGGAUAAUUUGGGUCUUUUUUUUCUAAGACUGUCCGCUCCAUUUAUCACAGAGCAAUUAACGCAUAUAUUUAAUAUUUCUAUCUCAACAGGCAUAUUUCCUAGGGUUUGGAAAUCGGCCCAUGUAAUUCCAUUACAUAAAGGAGGCCAUAGAAAUUAUUUAAAUAAUUACCAUCCAAUCUCCAAAUUACCCUGCUUAGCAAAAAUCCUGGAAUUUUUGGUAAAUAACCAACUAAAGGCAUUUUUUUCAAAUAAGUCCGCAUCAAUCUGCAUUUAGAGCUCAUCACAGCACUAUUUCAGCUGUUACAUUAGUUACAAAUAAUUUAGUAUCCGCUUUAGACAAUAAGAAACACUGUGCUGCCAUUUUUGUGGAUCUGUCAAAAGCAUUUGACACAGUUGAUCAUCCUUUGGUCUUACAAAGGUUAUGUAAUAUUUGGUUUUGAUGGAAAGGCUUGUGAUUAGUUUCAGAAUUAUUUGUUUGAGAGACUUCAGUGUGUGCAAUCAGGGAGUGCUCAGUCCGAGUCCUUGCCGGUAACAAAGGGUGUUCCGCAAGGAUCAAUUUUGGGUCCUGCCCUCUUCACCGUUUAUAUUAGUGACAUGGUCUCUUCAUUGAGUGGUUGUCAAGUUCAUCUUUAUGCUGAUGACACUAUUGUGUAUUGCGUUGCUGAUUCUGUACAACUAGCCAUUGAGAACCUGCAGCUUUCCUUUAAUGCUCUACAGGAUGCUCUUAUUAAUCGUAAACUGGUACUUAAUGCAAAUAAAACAAAAUUCAUGCUGUUUACUAGAGCCAAAAAUAUUGAUUAUAAUAGUUUGCAUAUAUCCACUGCAAAUGGAUCUAAUAUUGAGAGAGUCACUGAAUAUAAAUAUCUUGGCAUCUGGUUUGAUGAGAAACUUACAUUUAAAUAUCAUAUAGACAAUCUUGUCAGCAAACUAUGGCAAAAACUUGGCUUCUUUUACAGAAACAGAACCAGCUUCCCUAUGAUUAGUAGAAAAAGGAUUGUUGAAGCUGUUUUCCUAUCAGUGUUGGAUUAUGGGGAUGUACUUUAUAGAAUUGCUGCUCCUUCCACUCUUAAACCCCUAGACUCGGUCUAUCAUUCUGCCUCAGAUUUAUUACUGGUGUUAGCUAUGGUACUCACCAUUGUAUCCUGUAUGAUAAGGUGGGUUGGUCCUCUCUGGCAGAGAGGCGUAAUAAACAUAAACAUCUAACGUUCUCAAAUGACUGCCUUAUGCUCAAGGUCCCCGGGCAUAGUCUGGAUUUGGAAAGUCAACUUUUUAUCUUAGUGCCCCAACUUCUUGGAAUGAUCUUCAACACACGCUAAAAAUCAAUUCUCUAUUAACCUAUGGACAAUUUAAAACCAUGAUCACAAACCUCCCUGCUCAUAUAUGUAACUGUUUUAACUGAUUUUUUAUCUGUGUUUUCUUUGUAUUUUAUUGUUUUUAUUGUGUUUUAUUGCUGCAUAAUGUAAUCUCGGCAUCAUCAAAAAUGAAGGCCCACCCUCAAUGUAUUCCCAGGAAUUAGGUUGAAU